GCAUCCCGGUAGCCACAGCUGUCUUUUCCGGCACCCGCGCCCCCUCCGCCAGUAGCGGACCCUCCGGCUCUCGGGGAUCACCCCCGAGCGGCUGCGUCCUCCGGUGGGCUUCAUAACCCACUGGCAGCUUCCUCUGCCCGCUGUCGACCAUGGCCAAUGAGAACUCUCCUCUGCUGGCCUACCGGCUCCUGGGGGAGGAGGGGGUUUCCUUCCCUGCCAAUGGGGCCGGGGGUCCUGGAGGGGCGUCUGCCCGGAAGCUGUCCACCUUCCUGGGUGUGGUGGUACCCACGGUCCUGUCCAUGUUCAGUAUAGUUGUCUUCUUGAGGAUUGGGUUCGUGGUGGGCCAUGCUGGGCUGCUGCAGGCUUUGGCCAUGCUCCUGGUUGCCUACUUCAUCCUGGCACUCACUGUCCUCUCCGUCUGUGCCAUCGCUACCAAUGGAGCUGUGCGAGGGGGCGGAGCCUACUUCAUGAUCAGUCGGACCCUGGGGCCUGAGGUCGGGGGCAGCAUCGGCCUCAUGUUCUACUUGGCUAACGUCUGUGGCUGUGCCGUCUCCCUGCUGGGGCUGGUGGAGGCCAUGCUUGAUGUCUUCGGGGCUGAUGCCACGGGGUCCAGCGGGCUCCGCAUCCUACCCCAGGGCUACGGCUGGAACCUGCUCUACGGCUCCUUGCUGCUGGGCCUGGUGGGCGGGGUCUGCACCCUGGGGGCCGGCCUCUAUGCGCGUGCCUCCUUCCUCACAUUCCUGUUGGUCUCCGGUUCCCUGGCCUCUGUGCUGGUCAGCUUUGUGGCUGUGAGGCCCAGGGACAUCCCCUUGACCCCUAGGCCUGGCCCCAACGGCUCCUCCCUGCCGCCCCAGGUUGGCCACUUCACCGGCUUCAACAGCAGCACCCUGAAGGCCAAUCUGGGCGCUGGCUACGCCAAGGACUACACCACGGGGGCCACGAUGACCUUUGCUAGCGUCUUUGCCGUCCUUUUUAACGGCUGCACAGGCAUCAUGGCCGGGGCCAACAUGUCAGGGGAGCUGAAAGAUCCCAGCCGGGCCAUUCCUCUGGGCACGAUUGUUGCUGUUGCCUAUACUUUCUUCAUCUACAUCCUGCUUUUCUUCCUCUCCAGCUUCACCUGUGACAGGAUCCUGCUGCAGGAGGACUACGGGUUCUUCCAAGCCAUCAGCCUGUGGUCCCCGCUGGUGCUGACCGGUAUCUACGCCACAUCGCUCUCAGCCUCCAUGAGCUCCCUCAUCGGCGCCUCCCGCAUCCUCCACGCCCUGGCCCAGGACAACCUCUUUGGAGUGAUCCUGGCGCCGGCUAAGGUUGUAUCCCAAGGGGGGAACCCCUGGGGAGCCGUGCUCUAUUCUUGGGGCCUAGUGCAGCUGGUGCUCCUGGCUGGGAAGCUGAACACGCUGGCCGCCGUGGUCACUGUCUUCUACCUGGUGGCCUAUGCUGCCGUGGACCUGUCCUGCCUGAGCCUCGAGUGGGCCUCGGCCCCCAACUUCCGCCCCACCUUCAGCCUCUUCUCCUGGCACACCUGCUUGCUGGGGGUGGCCUCCUGCCUGCUCAUGAUGUUCCUCAUCAGCCCCGGGGCCGCUGGCGGCUCCCUGCUUCUCAUGGGCCUGCUUUCUGCCCUGCUCACGGCUCGAGGAGGCCCCAGCAGCUGGGGUUACGUCAGCCAGGCCCUGCUUUUCCAUCAGGUGCGGAAGUACCUGCUCCGGCUGGACGUCCGGAAGGACCACGUGAAGUUCUGGCGGCCGCAGCUGCUGCUGCUGGUGGGGAACCCCCGGGGCGCGCUGCCUCUGCUGCGGUUGGCCAACCAGCUCAAGAAAGGGGGCCUCUAUGUGCUGGGCCAUGUCACCCUGGGAGACCUCGACUCCCUGCCCUCGGACCCCGUGCAGCCGCAGUACGGGGCGUGGCUGAGCCUGGUGGACCGGGCCCAAGUGAAGGCCUUCGUGGACCUCACCCUCUCGCCCUCCGUGCGCCAGGGGGCUCAGCACCUGCUGCGGAUCUCAGGUCUUGGUGGCAUGAAGCCCAACACGCUGGUCCUGGGUUUCUACGACGAUGCUGCACCCCAGGACCACUUCCUGACGGACCCAGCUUUCUCUGAGCCUGUGGAUGGCACCCAGGAGGGCGGGUCCCCGGCCCUGAGCACCCUGUUCCCUCCACCCCGGGCUCCGGGAAGCCCUCGGGCUCUCAGUCCCCAGGACUACGUGGCCACAGUGGCAGACGCCCUGAAGAUGAACAAGAAUGUGGUUCUGGCCCGGGCCUGUGGAGCCCUGCCCCCCGAGCGGCUAAGCCGGGGAUCUGGGGGCACCUCUCAGCUGCAUCACGUGGACGUGUGGCCCCUCAACUUGCUGCGGCCCCGGGGCGGGCCCGGCUACGUGGAUGUCUGCGGCCUCUUCCUGCUGCAGAUGGCAACCAUCUUGGGCAUGGUGCCUGCUUGGCACAGUGCCCGCCUGCGGAUCUUCUUGUGCCUGGGGCCUCGCGAGGCGCCAGGGGCAGCCGAGGGGCGGCUCCGGGCACUGCUGAGCCAGCUGAGGAUCCGGGCCCAGGUGCAGGAGGUGGUGUGGGGCGAGGGGGCUGCGUCGUCCCAGGAGCCUGAGGAGGAGGAGGAAGGGGACUUCGUGAACGGCAGGCGGGGAGACGCCGAGGCAGAGGCCCUGGCAUGCAGUGCCAACGCCCUGGUUCGGGCCCAGCAGGGGCGCGGCGGAGGAGGGGGGCCUGGUGGCCCUGAGGGUGGGGAUGGCGAGGAGGGGCCCGCCACCGCCCUGACCUUCCUGUACCUGCCUCGGCCACCUGCUGACCCUGCUCGCUAUCCUCGCUACCUGGCGCUGCUGGAAAUUCUGAGCCGCGAUCUGGGCCCCACGCUGCUCAUUCACGGCGUCACCCCUGUCACUUGCACUGAUCUCUGAUGCCCAUUCCAAGUAGAGUGUCCAGGUAAUUGUAAUCGGGUGGCCCACCUUGAUUACGGGGUGAGGAGGGGAAGGGCCGCCUUCCACCCGCCUGGCACAUGGGAGUCGGACCCUGGUGGAGGUAUUAGGGGAUCCUGGUCUCUGGCGUCUCUCGGUCUCUGGGAGAGGGGCCCCGGUGCACUAACGCAGGGCAGCUGUCUCCGCCACCACGGGGGAGGGCCCCCUCCCCCGCUGGCCUCCCUCCCUUCACCCGUGCCUUGACGGGGGCUGGGUCUCCGCUUGUGACUCUAGGCUACCUCAGUCUCCCCACCUCGCCCAGCAGACGCCCCGACCACUGGGGUUUUGAUGUUUUUGUUCUGUUUUAUUUUUCUAACUGCCGAACGUGAAUAAAAGAUCAAAACACUA
This is a messenger RNA of Balaenoptera ricei (Rice's whale), 3305 nucleotides long. It is a transcript of the gene SLC12A9, whose product is annotated as solute carrier family 12 member 9. Gene Ontology annotation, biological process: chloride ion homeostasis; potassium ion import across plasma membrane; chloride transmembrane transport. The coding region runs from base 150 to 2900 and encodes 916 amino acids. The record is from RefSeq and is a predicted model, not a curated record. Gene Ontology annotation, cellular component: membrane. The transcript is spliced from 14 exons. Lineage: Eukaryota; Metazoa; Chordata; Mammalia; Artiodactyla; Balaenopteridae. Gene Ontology annotation, molecular function: potassium:chloride symporter activity.